AUGGGCUUUGAGAAUAAGCGGGUCGCCAUCGUUGGCGGCGGCCUCGGUGGCAUGUCAUUCCUGAACGCCGCCCUAUAUGCCGGUCUGAAGAAUGUCCAGCUCUAUGAGCAGGCGCCGCAAUUCUCUGAGGUGGGUGCUGGCGUGAACAUUACCUCCAACGCCAACCGGAUCCUGGAUACCUUUGGGCUGGAGGAGAGCAUGACGCGCAAGUCCUCGCGCAAGCUGCCAUGCUAUAUGGAGUACCGCAACUACAAGACGGGAGACUACUUGGGUCACAUUGACGAGUUCUCGCAACCGCCGGCGCGCUUGCUGCACCGCGCACACCUGCUGGACUCGCUGAAGGAGCGCGUGCCCGAGGCCUGCCUGAAUCUAGGCAAACAUUUGGCAUCGAUUGAGCGGAACACUAUUUCUAGCGCGGCGCCAUAUACCCUCCGUUUCCAGGACGGCAGCACUGCAGACGCGGAUCUCGUCAUCGGAUGCGACGGCAUUAAGUCGAAUGUGCGCCGGGACAUGGGCCUGGGCGACUCCCCCAACUACUCCGGCCAGGUCGUGUACCGUGGCUUUGUGGACUACCAGGACCUGCCUGCAGACACGGCACAGCUGCUCCGGAAGACCGUCAACUUCCGUGGCCCCAAGCGCCACGUCCUGAUCCUGCCCGUUGGUAACCAGGAGACCAAGACGGAUCGCGCUGCCGUCAUUGGCUUCAUGUCUGAGCCGAUUGAGUCUUGGGACUCGGAGAGCUGGAUGUCGCGCUCCGAGAUCUCCAGCUUGCACGAGCACGUCCGCGACUGGUGUCCACAGGUGCAGGAUAUCAUUGAGGGUCUGCGCAAGGGUUCCCCGGAUGGCCGCCAGGGAACAUGCAUGGCUAUUGAAUCGGGCAUCGCUCUCGCAACAAUCCUUCGCCACUGGAAGUCUGACGACCUGGAGGCCGCAUUCCAGUUCUAUCAGAACCUGCGCAAGCCCCGGACCGACCGGGUCACACAGACUAGCUAUGAAGCUGGCAAGCUGGCCAGUUCGGACUCGCCGGACCAGAUGACUAACAACUUCAACCCUGAGGCGCUAGGCGAGCGUAUGAGGUGGAUCAUGGAGUAUAAUGUUCUCGAUGACUUGCGCGCCAAGGGGGCCGAUGUUUUGGAUUUCCAAGACUCACGGCUCUAG
This is a messenger RNA of Penicillium canariense, 1158 nucleotides long. RefSeq lists its product as uncharacterized. The record is from RefSeq and is a predicted model, not a curated record. Gene Ontology annotation, molecular function: FAD binding. The transcript has 2 exons. Gene Ontology annotation, biological process: secondary metabolite biosynthetic process. Bases 1 to 1158 code for a protein of 385 amino acids. Lineage: Eukaryota; Fungi; Ascomycota; Eurotiomycetes; Eurotiales; Aspergillaceae.